UUUCGUCUUUAUAAAUUCAUCAAGUCAAUCAUACUCUCGCACAACACGGUCGCUCCAAUUCUCUUCUAGACCCUUCGUUUCAGUUCUCCUUCUCUGUAAACUACAACUCUGCAAUGGCUACCGAUCUCGAAAAGAAAGCUAAAGAGGCCUUCAUCGACGACCACUUUCAGCUUGCAGUGGAUCUGUACUCCCAAGCCAUCGAUAUUAACCCUAAUAACGCUGAGUUAUAUGCUGACCGCGCUCAAGCCAACAUCAAACUCCUAAAUUUUACUGAGGCUGUGUCGGAUGCAAACAAAGCAAUUAAGUUGGACUCUUCAAUGCCCAAAGCCUACUUGCGUAAAGCCACUGCUUGCAUGAAGCUUGAGGAAUAUCAGACUGCGAAGGCAGCCUUGGAAACAGGUGCCACACUGUCACCGGGAGAAUCAAGAUUCACCAACCUAAUAGAAGAGUGCAAUGAGCGCAUAGCUGAGGAAUGUGGUGAUUUGCAAAAGGAUUUAUCAGAAAAGCCUCCAACAGAUGUAUCUACAAGAGAUGCUCAGCCAGAAUUGAACUUUCCCAACCAGGGGACAGUGAUACCAGUAGCCAAACCAAAAUUCAGAUUUGCAAAAGGAAGAGAAGGAAAGGAUAACAGAUUGAGAAUGAAGGUGAUUUAUCUCUCUAGAAUAGGGGACAACCUUGAUACAUUAAUCAACAGAUAUUCACAACCUUCAUAUAUUGGCCUGAACUUAUAUUUCAAAGGGAUACCAGCCAAAAAUGUUUCUGUUGACUUCGGUGAACAGAUACUAAGUGUUAGCAUUGAUGUUCCCGGUGAAGAGGCAUAUCAUUUUCAACCUCGCUUAUUUGGAAAGAUAAUACCCACGAAGUGCAGAUAUGAUGUGUUGUCUACCAAAGUUGAAAUCCGUCUCGCAAAAGCUGAACCAAUACAUUGGACAGCUCUUGAAUUCACCAAGGAAAAUCCAGUUUUGCAAAGGGUUAAUGUAUCAUCUGUUACUGGAUCUCAACGACCAACUUACCCAUCCUCAAAACCUACAAAAGAUUGGGAUAAGCUUGAAGCUCAAGUGAAGAAAGAGGAAAAGGAUGAGAAGCUAGAUGGUGAUGCAGCUUUGAACAAGUUUUUCCAAGACAUUUAUGCCGAUGCUGAUGAGGACACAAGAAGAGCCAUGAAAAAAUCUUUUGUGGAGUCAAAUGGGACAGUGCUCUCUACAAACUGGAAAGAAGUUGGUUCCAAGAAGGUAGAAGGAAGUCCUCCAGAUGGUAUGGAAAUGAAGAAAUGGGAGUACUAAACUCUCCAACUGAUUAUAAUUGUAAUUUAGAGUUUUGAUUUUUGGUCUGUGAAACUUGUCAGAACUUCUUGAGAGACUCCAUUUUAUUUUUUGUUGCUGGUUGUGCUCCAAUGUCUAGAUUUAAUCAUUAAAUACAUUUUCUUUUCUUUUGUUUAAAGGUUAGAUGUUUUCGUUGUGCUCAAAACUGGUCACUCCUGAAGCUUCAAUGGUGAACUUUUGCUUUUAAAUCUCA
Messenger RNA from Pistacia vera, 1515 nucleotides. RefSeq names its product protein SGT1 homolog B-like. Gene Ontology annotation, biological process: protein stabilization; defense response to fungus. Gene Ontology annotation, cellular component: cytoplasm; nucleus. The coding region runs from base 114 to 1283 and encodes 389 amino acids. NCBI's taxonomy places the organism in Eukaryota, Viridiplantae, Streptophyta, Magnoliopsida, Sapindales, Anacardiaceae. The transcript is spliced from 11 exons. Gene Ontology annotation, molecular function: protein-folding chaperone binding. The record is from RefSeq and is a predicted model, not a curated record.